Messenger RNA from Nicotiana attenuata, 783 nucleotides. Its product is annotated as protein ESKIMO 1-like. Gene Ontology annotation, molecular function: O-acetyltransferase activity. The transcript has 3 exons. The record is from RefSeq and is a predicted model, not a curated record. Lineage: Eukaryota; Viridiplantae; Streptophyta; Magnoliopsida; Solanales; Solanaceae. Gene Ontology annotation, cellular component: Golgi apparatus. The coding region runs from base 1 to 783 and encodes 260 amino acids.
AUGGAAACCAGCUCAAAAAUUAGUCAGAAAUGGAUGCUAUGUGCAUUUGGUAGUUUCAUUAGCUGCUUCAUUUUCUUGAUAUGCCUUAAGCACAAUGAGGCAGGUUAUUUCAAGGCACUGCGACAUUGCAUGUUCAACGUGGCAUCGUCUUUAGACGAUAGUUUUUCGCCUACUGGAAAUUUAGAAAUCUUGAAACCAGCAAGAAGCAGAGAAGAUGAAGGUAAUAUAAUCCAGAAAAACAGCAAGAAUAAGUGCAAUAUAUUUGAGGGAAGAUGGGUUUAUAAACCAAAGGAAAGUCCAUAUUAUGAAGCACCACAAUGUCCAUUCCUUAGUGAACAAGUGAGCUGCCAGAAGAAUGGAAGGCCUGAUUUUGACUAUCAAAAUUGGUCUUGGGAAGCUCAUCAGUGUGUCAUUCCAAGCUUGAAUGGCAUAUAUAUGUUGGAGAGGCUUAGAGGAAAGAGGGUAAUAAUAGUUGGAGAUUCACUAAACAGAAACCAGUGGGAAUCUCUAGCUUGUCUUCUUUAUUCUACAAUUCCUCCUUCCAGAGCUCAUGUUGAUGUUAGGAGUGGCUCCUAUAAAGUCUUUAAAGCUAAGGACUACAAUGUGACAGUAGAAUUCUACUGGAGCCCAUUUCUGGUCCAGUUCGAAUCAAACAGACCUGGUGCUCCUAAAAUUUUGAGGCUGGAGAAACUCGAUUUAUCGUCUAGGCUUUGGCAAGGAGCUGACAUUAUGGUAUUCAACACGGGCCAUUGGUGGGUGCAUCUUGGGAAGUUGAAGGCGUAA